Spirodela intermedia is the source of this 941-nucleotide messenger RNA. Lineage: Eukaryota; Viridiplantae; Streptophyta; Magnoliopsida; Alismatales; Araceae. The record is from the annotation of a GenBank genome assembly.
AUGCCGACCUCGAGGAUAACGAUCGGGAGGAGGGAGGAGGCGACCCAUCCCGACGCCCUCCGGGCCGCCGCCGCCGAGUUCUUCUCCACCCUCAUCUUCGUCUUCGCCGGACAGGGCUCCGGUGUGGCCUUCUGUACGUGGGACUUCUCUCCAUCUUCACCGCCAGCGAGCUCCGUCUCUCCGGCUAUGUCCAUCCCUCGCUGAUACUUUUCUUCCCUUUACUUAAACGCGCGCAGCUAAGCUGACCGGCAACGCUGCGACGACUCCGGUGGGACUGGUGGCGGCGGCCCUCGCUCACGGCUUCGCCCUGUUCGUCGCCGUCGCCGCGGGGGCCAACAUCUCCGGAGGCCAUGUCAACCCCGCCGUCACCUUCGGCAUCUUCCUCGGCGGAAACAUCACCCUCUUCCGUGGCCUACUCUACUGGGUCGCCCAACUCCUGGGCUCCAUCGUCGCCUGUCUCCUCCUCCUCUUCGUCACCGGCUCGGUGAGUUUCCACUAUCUCAACCAUGCCUUCUUCGACUCCUUCUCCGGCGAACUGAGCGUCUAACGCCGACGUGCUCCCGCCGGCGCAGUCCACAGGGAUCUUCGAGCUGUCGGGGGUGGGCGUCUGGAACGCGGUGGUGCUGGAGAUCGUGCUGACCUUCGGGUUGGUGUACACCGUCUACGCAACGGCCGUCGAUCCCAAGAAGGACAGCGUCGGUAUCAUCGGCCCCCUCGCAAUCGGCCUGGUGGUCGGAGCCAACAUCCUCGUCGGCGGCGCCUUCGACGGCGCCGCCAUGAAUCCCGCCAUCGCCUUCGGCCCCGCCCUCGUCAGCUGGAGCUGGACCAACCACUGGGUCUACUGGGCUGGUCCCCUCAUCGGCGGCGGCGUUGCUGGGAUCCUUUACGAGCUCCUCUUCAUCUUCCAUACCCACGAGGAGCUCCCCACCACCGACUACUGA